This is a messenger RNA of Capronia epimyces CBS 606.96, 528 nucleotides long. RefSeq lists its product as uncharacterized. The record is from RefSeq and is a predicted model, not a curated record. Gene Ontology annotation, cellular component: nucleus; cytoplasm. The coding region runs from base 1 to 528 and encodes 175 amino acids. Gene Ontology annotation, biological process: proteasome assembly. The transcript is spliced from 2 exons. Lineage: Eukaryota; Fungi; Ascomycota; Eurotiomycetes; Chaetothyriales; Herpotrichiellaceae.
AUGGCUCUUCGCGUCGCUCCUCCUUCCUCGCACCCUACAAGCACCAACAACACGAACGUAAGCAAAUUAGCGCCGAAGAGCCAGAGCACGCUUGACCGAGGGGCCCCGUCCGCUCCAGGUGUCCACGACACUCUCCGAUCAUCACUACUCGCCUCGGACGACAGCAGCAGCACCACAAGUAAAAUCACAUCGACACAUCCGCUAGAAGCCCGCCUAGCCCAAUGGACCGCGACGCAGGAGGCAACCCGGAUGAAUCUGUUAAGGCGCAACUUUGGCAUCGCCGAGCCGCUACGCCGUGGGAUGGAGCUGAAGAUGGUGCGCGACGCCGACUCGUUCCGGCCCACCGUGUUGGGUGCCCCGGGCAGACUGCACGAGGAGAUCUUGACCGGCCGUGACACCGAGGUUACUUGGGAGGACGUGUACCAGGGACAAGAUGGGCUAAGGCUGGGCUUGUCUGGGGGUGGCGAUGGCCAGGGGGUGGGCUGGACGGAUGAGAUGGAGCGGAAGUUGGGUAUGGGAAAGUGGUAA